Messenger RNA from Adineta ricciae, 2061 nucleotides. The record is from the annotation of a GenBank genome assembly. NCBI's taxonomy places the organism in Eukaryota, Metazoa, Rotifera, Eurotatoria, Adinetida, Adinetidae.
AUGGCAACAACAUCUUCGCCUGCACCGAUGCUCUUCUCUGUUUUGACUUCAUCUCAUGAUGAUUUCGUUACUCAAUUACGAAAUCAUUUAACGCAAAUCGAAAACAAUGUGCAUGAAACUUUGAAUAAAGUUCAGCAGCGUAUGCCGUAUAAACCGAUUGAAGCCAAUAAUUCUGAUGGAACUGAUACGAAAGGUCGACUUCAGUUCUACGAUGUAUUGAAAGACUUAGCAAUAAACAAUAAUCUCCAAUUCGAUGAAUCCUUCUUUCGAAAACAAUUUUUAGACAAACAAGAUUCAUCACCAAAAGUUGAUGUGAUUCGAGCGAAGCCAUCGAUUACUACGGAUACGACUGAUCAUCCUCAAUUAUCGCCCGUUAACAAUGCACGUCGAUCACAAUUUGCACCUGUUCUUAGCAGUACACCCGUGCAUCAAACAAGUCCCAUUACACCAAUACCUGUCGAUCUUACUAUGGCUACAUCAUCGGUUGCUCCGGUUUUGACAAUGAAUUCAAAUGAUCUUCCGGCUGUUUUACCAUCGGCCAUUGCUCCUCAACGAGCAAAUGUAACACGACCAGCCGGUCGUCCACCACGUAUUCCACGUGGUGAAUCAGCUUCACGCCAAAAGAAAAAAGCAUCACCAAUCAAAGAACAAAACGAAGAAACCGUUCUUACCAGAGAAAUUCAAGUAACAACAAAACGUCGUAUUAAAACAAAACAAGAAGUUAUCGAAGAUAACAUUGAAGUUAUCAUCGAACAACAAACAGAAAUCAUUCCAGAUAUGAUGAAACAAGUCCAAGCCACUCCCCUACGUGGAAGAAAGAAGAAAACGGUUCAGGAUGACGCUAAUCUUAUUCCGCAACUGGAACCACCUGCAUUGUCACCAACAGCAACAACAACAGCUCCAGCUGUGGAAGAAAAUGAAACUAUUCCCAAGAAAACAAGAACCGGAAGGAACAAAAAGAAAGAUGACGAGGAUAGUAAACCUAAAAGAACCGCGUCUGCGCGUAACCGAAAGAAACAACAGCAACAAGAAGGAGAGCAGCAGCCAGAAGAUGUUCCAGUAGCACCGAAGAAAACAACUAGAAACAAGAAACUCGUUGAACCCACGACUACUAUAGAAGAGAAUCCACCACCGCCACCUCCAUCAGUAGUCACUGUUCGUGCAACUCCUUCGCGUGGAAAGAAGAAAUCGCCAGUUGAAACUGGUGUUAUUUCACCACCGAAGACAGUUACUCCACCAACGCCAAAGAAGACAACCAAGUCAAAAAAACGAAAAGAUAUUGAGAUCACCAAUGAAAAUCCAACCGACACUAUUCAUCCACCGUCACCAAAACGUCGUGGUGGUCGAAAUACCAAAUCCAAAAAUGCCUCACCGGUCGAACCAAUUGCUACUCCACCUUUAAUUGAACAAGCACCUCAACUGCCACCAUCAACCCGCAGCAGUCGACGUGGUAAAAAAGACAUUGAAAUACCAAUCGAAAAACAAGAAAACAUUGUUUUGACUAAAAAACCUCGAACUGGUCGUGGAAAGAAAACGAAUGAACCGAACAAUACUGAUAUGCCUGUCACUGUUGUAGACGUCGUGAUGACAUCAGUUACUGUAUCGGCACCAGUUCCUUCAACAACUGAUCUGGUAGGUGCUAAACCACCUCGGCCGCCAGUUGCACGCAAGAAGAAAAGUCUUGCUAUGCCACCCGUAUCUCAAAUGUCUCCAUCAACACCACCGCCAACGCAACGUAUUCCAUCAACUUCACCUAUUAAUGAUAAGCCACUUCUACCCAUACCUGUUCCAACAAAUGGUGGUCGACGACGUCAACAGCAACGUCGAAUUGUUCAUUCACCUCAUCAAGCUGAAGAAUCCACUCUCGAAACAAUAUCAUCGAUCACACGAAAUCAAAAACGUACACAAUCGUCAACAAUGUCAACGCCCAAACGCGCUCGUCGUGACAAUCUUCUUGUUAUCACUGUACCUAGUACACCAGGUAAAAAACGUAACAAAUGUACGUGUGAAAAGCGUCGACAUCGAAUAUGCGAUAUUUGUGCAACUGCUAUCGAUACUUAA